Messenger RNA from Chilo suppressalis (striped riceborer), 968 nucleotides. The record is from the annotation of a GenBank genome assembly. Lineage: Eukaryota; Metazoa; Arthropoda; Insecta; Lepidoptera; Crambidae.
GUUUCGUAGCCUUUACAGGCUACGUCGUCAGAAUAAAACUUUUAUUUAAUUUGUCGAGCUACGUCAAUAAAUAAAUAAAGGUUUCGUGCAUUAACCCGUAAAAACUAGUUUUAUUCAAUAGGGACAAUGUUUGGACUUCGGGCAUAUUCCGAGUGCGGAACAAUUUUGGAGAGAACUUAUUAAGAACCGUACUGUUGUGUUAAUCUCUAUUACUCUUUAAUCUUUUAUUUAAUGUAUGAUGUGUUAAUCACUGUUACUCUUUAAUCUUUAAUUUAAUGUAUUAAAUUAUCUCUUCUUUUUUAAUCUCUUAAUAAUGUUAACGUCUGUCAUUGACGUCUUUUAUGCUUUAUGUCAAUGCAGUCUUUUAUGCUGAAUAAAGCCUAGUUUUCUCAAUGAUCUUUAUUUAUAACAAUUUAUUCAGCAUAAAAUGUGAAAAAUAAUUAAAUAAAAGUGUCUACGCAAGAAAAUAAAAUGUCCCGCUAUCUUCGACCGGAUCGUUUUGACGUGGGACCUAAUUCGACUGAGGCCGAUUUGAAAUGGUCGCACUGGCGAUUUACUUUCGAAAAUUUUCUUACUAAAGAAUGCACUACCGAAACCAAGGAUACCAUGCAGCUAAACGUCCUGGUAAAUCAUUUAUCUCCGACACUGUUCUCGUACAUUCGAGGUGUCAAAUCGUAUGACAUCGCUAUGAAAACUUUAGAAGAGAUCCAUGUCAAACCUAAGAAUGAAAUUCUCUCAAGACAUUUACAAGCAAUCCGCAUACAAAAACCUGAAGAAUCUGUGUUUAUGGCAUGCCGAGACAUGGAGAAGUGUGAGAGCAGCCGACGUGAGAUUGUGUUGGAGACGAAUAACAAAUACGUUUACUGCCGCCACUGCGACCGGGCUAGCACCUUCCACCGUACCACACUAGUUCGUGGAGACGUCAGUAUCCCUAUUAUUAUAUUCUAAGUCCAUGAUUAUAUACGAGU